AACACCACGUAUCUGACAAUUUUUGACAUUUGAUUUUAUUUCAUUUGCAUCGUAGAUUAAAAAACGAAAUGGAAAAUUUGAAGCGACCAAAAACAACGUAUAGUUUCGCAUAAAUACAUUUUGUGAUUGUUACUUAUCGGUUGCUCCUCCCCUUCCUCAUCCAUGAUACCGACUGUCGUUGAUGUUUUUGUGUCAGAAUCAAAAUAUAGGUCCCAGGUACACAAGUAUCAUAUUUGAAUACUUGCCACGAUUGAUAUAGUGUGCUGUAAGUGUGAAUAAUGCCUUUUCGUGAAAGAGUUGCCGGUGAUGAAUAUUCGCCAUGGAUUGGUCUGGUGUUUAUAUUCAAUUUAAUCGUUGGUACGGGUGCACUUACCUUGCCUGCUGUGUUUGCGAAAGCAGGAUGGUGUCUCGGUUUGAUAAUGAUAGUCGUCCUGGCAUUCAUAUCUUACAUGACUGUUACAUUCAUAAUAGAGAGUAUGGCCUGCGCAAAUGCUGUCAUACAUUGGAGGAGAUUACAAUUUCUGAAACGCGAUCGGCUGGCCACUGAUGAUGAAGUAGACAGCACUGAUCCAGAUGAGGCAAUCAAUCCAGAAAUUAGUGAAGCAAGUAUUGAACAUACUCCGCUCUUCUCACAGAGCUCCAGAUAUUAUGUCCUUGACCACAAAAUAGAACUCGGUGAAAUGGCCGGACUAUUCUUCAACGAUAUUGGUCGAAUACUGUUCUACCUGUGCAUAGCAAUCUACUUGUACGGUGACUUGAGCAUAUACUCGGCAGCUGUUUCAAAAACACUGCGGGAUGUUAUUUGCGAUCGCAACAUGACAUCGGACAAUAUGACCGACGAUCAAAUGGACUUACAACCUUGCUGGCAAGACUAUGAGACACUCACCAGACUAGAUUGUUAUCGAUUGUCACUAGUCGCAUUUAUCAUGCUAUUGGGGCCGUUUACCUUUUUCAAUGUCACUAAAACGAAAUACAUCCAGAUGUGCACAAUACUCUUACGGUGGCUGGCUUUUACAGUCAUGAUAAGCAUUGCUGUCCAUCGUCUAUUUGUAUCGGGAAAUCAAGGUCAACCGCCAGCGGCCAGGAUUUUCGGUGUACCGACUCUGUUUGGUGUUUGUAUAUAUUCAUUUAUGUGUCACCACUCUUUGCCGUCGUUACUAGCUCCAAUCAGCUCUAAGAAAUCAUUAAAGUCACUCCUAUCAAUUGACUAUUCGUUGAUAGCUGCGUUCUACUUGUGCCUGGCACUCACCGGAGCGUUUGCAUUCUCUCAUUUGGAGGACUUGUACACAUUGAACUUCGUGCCAGUCGGACAAGGAUCAUUUCUUUUAAAAUCAAUUGAGUAUUUCCUGUCGCUAUUCCCAGUGUUCACAUUGUCCGCCAGUUUUCCUAUAAUCGCUAUAACGCUACGCAACAAUCUGCAGACUCUAUUCCUGGAUACAACGCGCAUUGAGUCGUACAAUUUCUUUUUAAGGCGAGUAAUGUUCCCUUUAUUGGCCAUUGUACCGCCCGUUUUGGUCACAUACUAUACGGACAGUCUAACCAGUUUAGUUGGAUUUACUGGAUCAUAUGCCGGUUCUGGAAUUCAAUAUUUCAUUCCGAUUGCAUUAGUGUAUUCGGCACGAAAAACCUGUAGUGACUUGCUGGGUCAAGGUAUUCAAAAUGAAUUCCGAAGCCCAUUCGUGAGUAAUGCUUGGUUGGUUGGCGUGGGUGUGUGGGCCAUUACGUGCGUCAUAUUGGUGACAGUGAAUUUUUUCAUUCGAGUUUAAAUCGGGAGAAGCGUAUGUACACCAAAGUGAUUUUGAAUGUUUUAUCUGGAAGAAAAUUGUUGUGUAAAGAAGAGAGUUUCAAGUUAUCAUAGAGACUGAGAAGAUACAAAAUAAGUAACUUUUAACAAUAAUAAUUUUUAAGCGAUGAAUUGAGAAGCAACAGUUUAGUGUGAAAAGCGAUCUCAGAUCAAUUUCCUUUAGUCAGAGUUUUUGUUUUGUUCUUCAUUAACCGAACUUACAAUACUGAAUGACGACAAUAAUUUUUUUUCAACACUUUUCUUAAACAAAUAUACCAGUUGGCCAAUAGUUUGCAUAGAAAAAUUAGUCUCGCAAGAAAUACUGUCUUCCUCUCUCAAAAUCAAAUGAUGUCUUUCAUCGCGACAUUUUAAUUUCUUUUUCGAAUUUGAAUUGUAAAUUGAUCGAUUGAUUAGUAUCAUUUUUUGCAUUUAUUUUACUGAGAACGUAUAAGCGUAAAGCUUCUAAAAUUAACAACAAAAAUAUUUUACUUAAGGAAAACAACUGUUGAAUUAUCAUAUUUUAAGUGAAUUGUACAUUACAUGUGACUACUUCCAUCUAUAUUUGUUAAAAUAUGAAUUUAUUUAUGAGACAAUAAAAUCAUUGUGAAACAA
Bradysia coprophila is the source of this 2395-nucleotide messenger RNA. Its product is annotated as putative sodium-coupled neutral amino acid transporter 12. NCBI's taxonomy places the organism in Eukaryota, Metazoa, Arthropoda, Insecta, Diptera, Sciaridae. The record is from RefSeq and is a predicted model, not a curated record.